CGGUGGAGAGGCCUUUUGGGGUGCGCUCGUGGCGCACUGGGUGCGCGCGGCUUCGCGGCCCGAUCCGGAAGCUCUUUACUCUGGAGUAAACCCUAAAGGGUCUCCAGUGAGAGGCUGGCUCCCGAGCAGAUGUCUGCCUUGCGUUUUGCAGGGGCUGAAGUCUUUCAGGUACCGAGACUCCCUUUGUAACCAUCUUUUAAAAGUUGCUGCCGUGAUGACCACUUUAACCCGACAGGAUCUCAACUUCGGACAAGUUGUAGCUGAUGUCCUUUCUGAGUUCCUGGAAGUAGCCAUUCACCUCAUCCUUUAUGUCCGAGAAGUCUACCCCACCGGGAUCUUUCAGAAAAGGAAAAAAUACAAUGUACCUGUCCAGAUGUCCUGCCACCCAGAGCUGAAUCAGUACAUCCAAGAUACUCUCCAUUGCAUCAAACCUUUGCUGGAGAAGAAUGACGUGGAAAAAGUGGUGGUAGUCAUUCUGGACAAGGAGCACCAUCCUGUGGAGAGAUUUGUCUUUGAAAUCACGCAGCCACCCCUGCUGUCUAUCAGCUCCGACUCCCUCCUGAACCACGUGGAACAGCUUCUGCGUGCCUUCAUUUUGAAAAUUAGUGUCUGCGAUGCGGUGCUGAACAACAACCCUCCAGGCUGUACUUUUACCGUCUUGGUGCACACGCGAGAAGCUGCCACUCGCAACAUGGAGAAGAUCCAAGUGAUCAGGGAUUUCCCCUGGAUUCUCGCCGAUGAGCAAGAUGUCCACAUGCGUGACCCUCGACUGAUCCCGCUGAAGACCAUGACGUCGGACCUUUUAAAGAUGCAGCUCUACGUGGAAGAGAGAGCCCAAAAAGGCACCUGACUCCCAGCACUUUCUCACCGUACCUUGGGACCUCAAAUGCUCUCCAGGCGCAAGGCACCUCUGAGCUGUCGCUCGCUCUGCUGCUGUUAACACUGGUGCUAAAAACAUGGCGGUUCUUGGCGACUUGGCACACUCUGCCAACCAUUCUUCCACAAAAUGUGUGCGAGCAAGUUGGGUUUUUUUAAGCGUUCUUCCUCUUAUGUAAGGAGAGAAUAGAUCCCGGAGCAGCAAACUUUUACCUCCUCCGGCAGGUUUUGUGUGCCUGUGUGCGCACUCAGACCUGAGUGAGGCCUGCCUUUCCAAUUUAUUGUGCAGAAAGGGGGGCUACGUUUGGAGCUUCGAGAGGGGGCUUGCGGGUGACUGUGUUGUCGUUUGUUUGGGAGCCCGUAUGUGUGAUUUCUGAAGGUGUCCUGAGUGGACCUCUUGUGACUGUCCACUGUGAGAUAUAUAUAUUUUUCUGUUGAUCAAUAAAUAGGAAGCACUUA
Messenger RNA from Podarcis raffonei (Aeolian wall lizard), 1335 nucleotides. RefSeq names its product mitotic arrest deficient 2 like 2 (gene MAD2L2). Gene Ontology annotation, cellular component: zeta DNA polymerase complex. NCBI's taxonomy places the organism in Eukaryota, Metazoa, Chordata, Lepidosauria, Squamata, Lacertidae. The coding region runs from base 215 to 850 and encodes 211 amino acids. The record is from RefSeq and is a predicted model, not a curated record. The transcript has 9 exons.